CUGCUGCCUGGCGGAGCUCAGAGCGGAGCAGACUCAUAUGAACAGCUCCGUGUCUCUCACGUCCAGAAAUGUGCGCAGGGUGUAGAAGGAGUCGCAUCUCUCCCUGUGUGUCUCCUCCUCAGACAACAUCACUCUCGUGUCUUUAAUGCAGCACCGGAAGCUUUAGACGAAGGAUACACGCGCACUAAACAAAUCCAACACCACUUUCUGUUCAAGCAGCCGCUGAAUGCAGAUUUUUGGAUAGCCCUCUGUCUCCGACGAGGCCGACCUGACUAAUCAUCCAAGGUGUCAAGCCGGUACCUGUCCGAUGUCCUCUCCCCCCUCAGUGUGAUGCGUCAUGGCUCCGGUGCUGAGUGGAGUGUGGUGGGGGCCGGAGGCGGGCAUCGUCGGGUCGGGUGCGGCAGCUGCUACAGGGGUGGCGUCGUGGCUGGGCAGCGGGCAGCUGGUCCUGGUCGUCACCCUCAGCAUCCUCGCCGCCCUGCUGCUGGUCUCUGUGCUGCUGCUGCUGUGUGCUAGCUGCCAGGGGCAGAAGAAGGCAGUUAAUGGACAUCCAGCAGGAGACCAUGAGAACCUCAUGAAUGGAGUGUCAGAGAGAGAGACGAUCAGCCAAUCGGCAGACAGUCCAGCGACUGACGCAGCCGUCAGCAGCUCUCACAAUGGUCCUCUAACCAGCGGUACAAUCCUCACAGACACAGGUGACACCAGUCCCCAGCCGUCAGAGGAUAUGCUCUCCAGCCAAUCAGAGCUCAGGUCCUCCAAGUGUCCUCAGGACCGCGAGCUUCCCAGCAUUCCUCCCAACAACGCCCUCAUUGGGGAUGGACCCCCAGCCUCAGGGGACAGCACCUAUGAGGUGGUGAAGGAGAUUGCAGUGGCAUCACGUGACGUCAGCGCCGAGGACUCCCUGUACGAGACAGUCAAGGAACUGAAAGACCCCCCCGCAAAGCUCAGCGUCCCCAACGGUACCGUCCAGCUGAGCCCCGAUGAGCCUCCCCAUCAUCCCCCUGCCCUUCUCAACGGCCACCUCAGCCCCUCCACACCAGAGCGGGGGCCCCUGUGCGCGGGGGUGGAGUACGCCUCUGUCGACCUGAAUAAGAAGAGCCGUCACAGCGCCGACAUGGAGGCCAAAAGGCGCUCUGAUAAUGCCAGCGCUCCCUCGCACAAGGAGGAACCAGAGGAGGACUUACCUCCACCGGUACCAGAGAAGGUUCUGGAUGAGAACGACAACCAGCCGGUGGUGAUGAAUGGCCUGGCUGGAGCUGUGCUGCACAAUGGAGAGUUACACUCCCCUCUGUCUCCAGCACCAGGGUUCGACAACCACAUUCUGUCAGACAAUGAGUCAGCGGUGUAUUCUACAGUCAACAAAACAAACUGUGACGAUGCUGUGAACGAGGAAGACAAAGAGCACGACUACAGCAGCAUUGCAGAGAUCAAAGGUCUUGUCACGACCUCUUCCUCCAGUGACCUCUACGCCACCGUCCGAGACAUCUACGCCCAGCCUGACGAGCCCCAGCCGGGGGAAGACCCCACUUUGGACAGCACAGAUCCCGGCUAUGAAACCAUACGCAUCCCAAAGACUAGUAGCUCGGAUGAUGACCACAGGGCUGGGCUGGGAGCGGAGGGGUCAGACGCCGCCAAGGCGGAGCCCGACUACGAGAGUGUUGCGGAGUUGGGUCUGGGCCGGGAAAUGUCCCGCCUCUGAGAUUUUCCCCUAAUUGUCUUCAUCUGUGGCGGUGCGGAGGAAGCUUCCUCUCUUGCAUCUUACAGACGUCACUGUAAUGCUCUGAGCCUGCUACCAAGCAUGCUUUUGGUGCAUGACUUGGGGAAAAUGGCAGAAAAUGGCUCACCACAGCAUCCGUCAUCAAUGCAUGAGUGUCCUCUUUACAGCUUGGGUACGGAUUUUCAUAUCUGAAGUUUAAUUUAUCAACCACAAUGAAUGUCAUUGGUACUGGUAGGCCUAGCAGAAAAUCAACUGUAGUACCUCAUUGGGCAUUAUAGCAUAACUUAUUUUUAUGUAUUUUUCACCCUGAGCCCUAUUUUCUCAUAUUUUUGUGUCUAAGUGACUAAUGGGAACAACAUUUGUUUUAACUGAUCCAGUAUUGAGUGAGAGGGCUGAAGGUAGCAGCUGCGAAACAGGCUGCAGUGUAACCACUUGCAGCACACUAUAUGUACUGUCAAUUUACAUCCACAAAAAGUGCUUGUUUUUGCCACUGACAGGCUCAGAUUGUUCCUGUAAGUGUCUGACAUUAUUGAAAGGAUCCCUACAGGGAUAGACCUUUUUGUUAAAGACUUGGAUUUGGUUUGUUUAACCAGAAACAACCGCCAAAAAUUGCCGUCACCAAAUCCUCCUUUUACAGUUUUACAACCAGUAUAUUUUCACUCUAAUUGUGUGAAUUAAGGGUUUAUUUCAACCAAACGAGAGUUGGUGGACAUUGGAACAGUGGAAGGACGAAACAAGAUGAUUUUUGUGAAUUUUAUUUUGUUUCUGUUUACUUUAGCCCUGUUUCCACCAAACAUUUUCGGUAUGGUACCUUUGGAACCGAAAGUAUCCUUCAGACAUGGUGCCUAGACCCUAGCGUUUCCACCGCAAACUGUACCCUUAAAUGUGGGUGGAGUUGUUGUCACUCACAGUACAGCACGGAACGGUUCCAUUGGUAACAUCCAGUGGAAAAGCAUACCGAACUGCACCGUACCGUACUGCUCGGUGGAAACUGGGCUUUUGAGGUUUGUUUUACCAUACUACAAUGACAGUUUAUAUAAAUAGAAUCUGGUGGCUUUAGCACGAGUGAUUUCAGGGCAGUUUCUGGUUAAGCAAAGAAGAUCUUGCCUUUGUCUAUCUUUGUAGGGAUCCACAAUGUUGUCAGACUCUUACAAAAACAAUCUGAGCCAGUCAAUGGCAAAAACAAGCACUUUAAGUGGAGGUAAAUUGACAGUGCGCCGUUACCUCGAGUGGUCACUUUGCAGCCUGUAAUUGCCGGCUGCAGCACUCUCACUCAAUCCUGCACCAAUUUCAAAAAUGGUUGUUCCCGUUAGUCACUUAGACACAACAACAUGUGAAAAAUGGUUCCAGGUUGAAAAAUACAUAAGUUUAAUCAUGUGGAUGGGUGCAUUUUGGAUCAUCAUUAAAUUCCUCUUUUGUCUUUUUGACACCGCAUAUCAUGGACACAUUCAAGAGCACUUAACUGUGGAUGAAGGUCAAAUAUCAAAUAUCCAGUCACAACACAUGUGCAACAUUUCAAGGGUUAGCUGAAGACGCUAUCAGUGCCUGUGAUUUAAAAAAAGAAAAAAAAGAAAAAGAUAUGAAGAAUUUAGUGCCAUAUAAUCAUGAAGUUCAUGCACUUACUGUACAUAUGAAGGAAUCAUUAUUUGUAUGCCCCUUCUGCAGCUGCUAGUGACUUUCUAGCUUCCUCUAGGUGACUCAGUGUCAUGUUUUAUUGAGGCGUGAGAUGGGUUAUUUCGAGCUAUUUUUUUGUCAGGUUUGGCAGCACCUCCACUGUGCAUUCUCAGCUUAAGAUUCUAGGCAUAGAAAGCAAAAGCCAGCCUCAUCUGUGACCAAAUGGAUAGUUGAAACAGUUCGAUAGAUGAUGUGGAAUUGAGGAAACAAGGGAAGGAAGUUUGUAUUUCAUGAUACAUUUUGAAAGCAUUUUUAGACAUUUUACAGUCCAUGUCAACCUUUUUUUGUGAAAUUCAUAUUUAUUUGAACAUGCAUAUUGUUGUGUAAUUGUGAAAUGUUAAAGAGUAUGUCUGUGAGAGAUACGUAAAUAGGGUUUUCUAGCGUUUCUAUUAAGAUACUAAAUGAAAGUGAGUUGUGAUGUCGUGACAGUUGUAAAGGUACGCUUUCCCCUGACUUUUUAAAAAGAGAAUUCAUUGUUUAAAAAAAAAUACAUGAUGCUUUUUUUCUGUCAUUUUGCACAGGGGGCAAAAACAAAUUCAAAUGUGAUCAAAUGACACAAGAAACCUGCAUUAUUAAUACAGAUCUGUUGAUCAACUGUAUAUUUUGGUUGUCGUGUUCUUGAGCCUACUCUUGGUACAUUAUACAGUCUUCAGUUGGCAUCCCAGAUGAUUUUAAAGCACAAGGUUUGAUAUCAUGGUACUGCGUUUAUAUACUGCAUCAUCACAAUACAGCUGCGUCUCUGCACAAUUUGAAUAUCUAAUGCUUUUUAACCUCUGAGGAAACCAUUCUGUCUGUUUGUAGCUUGUAAUGACGACAUGCCAACCAAGGCUUGUACAUACACAGAGCACUAUUUUAACCAACUGUUACUCGCUGGAAGUUUUAUGUAAGCUUUUACUUAUUUGUACAAUGUCCAGAGUGGUAUUAUUUUAAAAUAAGUCUGUUAAGAGCACUGAUGUAUGUCUGCAUUGUUUUAAGGAAAACUUGUCUGAUGUUUUUUUUUUUUUUUAGAAAAAAUUGAAACUCAAAGUUGCCAAAUAGCUUUUGAGUUCUGAGAUAUAGUAACAAAUCAAAUGUCAGAAACAUGGUACAGUGUUUUGGUACAUGCAUUUUAAGAAACGGUGAGUGUGGUACUUUCAUUUAAAAUUAAUGUGUCGAUACUGUUGUUUGAUGUUUGUUUUCAAAUCGAACAGGGCCAAUGCUUUUUUUAUUUCUUUAUUUUUGGCUGUAAAUAUCUCUUUUACUGCUCCAGUAUCUCCCGUCCUUGCAGAAAAAUUGGUGUCAUCUGUUUCCACCCACAUCGAAAUAUCAGAGCAUUACAACAUCUCCAGCCUUAGUUCAUGUUUCAUUAGACAUGCAGGAGCUUGUUGGUGGCUCAGACAAAGACAGCCAGCCUGCGCUGACUGGUAUUAGAUUAAUAAAUACCAGACAUUUGAAAUGCUUUAACAUUUUCCUAGAAAUGCUAUGGUGAAAGAGCAUUUUAAAUGCAAUCCAUCCCAUGUUUUAUCAACGAAAACGGGUGAAUGAAGCCUGUUUAGGGGGGAAAAAAAACAAGAAAAAUGUUCAUUUCUGCAAAGAAGUAAUUAUCAUUGUCAUUUACACUCCCAAAAAAUGAUUGUUUCUACCGAAUGAUGUUUCUGUGUAUCAGGCCUGUGCCAUCAUUUAGAUAUAACAGUGUUCACAGAAAGCUAGAAAUGACCUCUAAGGAAAUUAUCUGCCAAAGGGGGUGUUUUAGUGCCAAAUCUAAGCAGGACAACACACACACACACACACACACACACACACACACAC
Epinephelus fuscoguttatus (brown-marbled grouper) is the source of this 5179-nucleotide messenger RNA. RefSeq names its product phosphoprotein membrane anchor with glycosphingolipid microdomains 1 (gene pag1). NCBI's taxonomy places the organism in Eukaryota, Metazoa, Chordata, Actinopteri, Perciformes, Serranidae. The transcript is spliced from 9 exons. The coding region runs from base 338 to 1699 and encodes 453 amino acids. Gene Ontology annotation, cellular component: plasma membrane; membrane raft. Gene Ontology annotation, biological process: intracellular signal transduction; negative regulation of T cell activation. The record is from RefSeq and is a predicted model, not a curated record.